Messenger RNA from Ilyonectria robusta, 2300 nucleotides. RefSeq names its product major facilitator superfamily domain-containing protein. Gene Ontology annotation, biological process: transmembrane transport. NCBI's taxonomy places the organism in Eukaryota, Fungi, Ascomycota, Sordariomycetes, Hypocreales, Nectriaceae. The record is from RefSeq and is a predicted model, not a curated record. The transcript is spliced from 6 exons. Bases 358 to 1908 code for a protein of 516 amino acids. Gene Ontology annotation, molecular function: transmembrane transporter activity.
CAGGAGCCUCCGCUGAUUACAACCCCGAGACCCACCGUGAGGCCAUUUAUCUUCCUUUCCAUCUAUUCUUCCGCUACUUUUGCUGCGUCUUUCCAGCUUCGUCGUCCCGUUCUUCUGCCUUUCUGGAGGCGACGCGCUGGAAUCCUUCGUCUCGGCUCCGUUUUGGGAUUGGACUGAGACAUCUGUGACGGCAGUGAAGAUCCAGGGUCCAAACGACCGAAAUUGCGCCAAUAAAAGACGUUUGAAGGCCGCUUGGAAGAGCAUCUUGAUUGCCCAAGUCUAACGAGAACUUGCAUGACACCCCAGCCUUGAUCCCAUUUCCUGCUCCUCAUUGGGUUGUUGGAACCAGCCGCCGCCAUGACUCAACAACGCGAUCCACCAAGCAUCGGGACUGCAGACGGCGUGCCGCCAUUCCCCAAACGCCAGAUGCUGAUUUUGGCGUUGUGUCGACUGUGUGAGCCCAUCGCCUUCACGUCUAUUUUCCCUUACAUAUACUUCAUGAUCGAAGAUUUCCAUGAAACCGACGACCCGAAUCAGAUUUCGACCUACGCCGGCAUGAUGACCACCGUCUUUGCCCUUGCCGAGUUUUCGACCGGCGCAAUUUGGGGUCGCGUCAGUGACAAGGUCGGCCGAAAGCCCGUCAUCGUCAUUGCUCUGCUUGGCACAGCCACGAGCAUGCUGCUCCUAGGUCUUUCGUCAAAUAUUAUGAUGGCGUUGUGCGCUCGUGUUCUUGCGGGGCUUUUGAACGGGAACAUCAGCGUCAUGCAAACAGUCGUCGGUGAAAUGGUCACCGCUAAAGAACAUCAAGCUCGUGCAUACAUGAUCAUGCCUCUAGUUUGGGGCAUCGGAUCCAUCAUUGGUCCCAUGGUUGGAGGAGCUCUAGCUCGGCCUUGCAUCAGCUACCCGGAUUAUUUCCAAAAAGGCUCCAUCUGGGAUCGUUGGCCAUAUCUGCUGCCAAAUUUAUGCAGCGCCAUUCUACUCGUUGUGGGCGCCUCAUUUGGCGCAUUGUUUUUCCAAGAAACAAACCCAACCAUUUCACGUCCCGAUCCUGCACUGAAGGUCGGUAAUUGGAUUUUAUCACUUGGCUCGCGGCUACUCCCCAGCUCUGAGCCAGCAGACACCCAGCAAAGAUCAACUGCUCAGGCUGAACCAAGUUGCCUGUCUCCAAUCAUACAACCAAUUGAAGACAGCCUAAAAUUGUCAAAGAAACCUGGGCCCGCCUUCAAUCGUCAGGUUAUCCUGAACAUUGCUUGUUACGGAAUUCUCGCAUUCCAUACCAUGACCUUCGACGUCCUAUUUCCCGUCGUUCUGAGUACCGAAUCACGCACCGACAGACAUUUGUCUUGGCCAUUCAAAUUCGUCGACGGAUACGGCAUGGAUACCAAGGAAGUGGGCUUUGUCCUUUCUAUGCAAGGCAUAUACUCCAUCUUCGCCACUGCGUUUUUAUUUCCGUUCAUGGUCAGCCGAACAGGCCCUUUGAAAUUGUUCAAAUUUCUGGCUCUCACGUACUGGCUCAUGUACUUCUUCGCGCCGUAUGCAGUUCUGUGUCCCGAGAGUCUGAGAAUGGUCGCAGUAUAUGUGAUUCUGAUCUGGAGGUGUUCCUACUCGUCUAUCGCAUAUCCUGCUAACGCCAUCCUUUUAAUCAACGCAGUUUCAGACAAGGCGAGUUUAGGAACGAUCAAUGGCCUCGCGGCCUCAACUGCAAGCUUUUGUCGAGCUUUCAGCCCUAUAGUAGCUGGGUAUCUGUAUUCAGUGGGACUUGACGCGGGAUACUCUGGUUUUGCCUGGUGGUUCAAUGCCGCUAUCACAUUGGGUGGUUCAAUUGUGAGCGUUUAUUUGAUGGACGAAAACACUGAGGACGAGGAUAAGGAUUGCGAUGAAGAGACGGCACUACUCAGUGCCUUAUAGGAGGCAAGGCAACCGAAGCGGCAGCAAUGAAGAGCAAGACGGAAUGAAAUGGAAUUACAUAGACUUGUGAAUGUGGGCGAUUUGGCAUAUUGACUUGCUGGGUUGUGUGUGCUACACAUUGUCGACAACAUGGACAAGGGCGAAUCAAGAGAAAUAUCAGAACAUGACGCGAGCAAUAAUGAGGAUGUGUGCUGGACGGAAAUGACGGUUAGCAAUGGCUAGGAAACAAGCAUGGUUAAUUUGGGUAGUCCAUUUGCAUUAAGUAUAGGCAACGGUUGACAUUUGUGGCAACGUAACAGAGAAACAUAUUAUAUAGGGUAUUGCUAUUCGCAGACACUCAAAAUAUUAUUCGCACACUUGAGUAUAUAGGCCAAUUUCACCAAGAAGUCUCA